This is a messenger RNA of Rodentolepis nana, 678 nucleotides long. Lineage: Eukaryota; Metazoa; Platyhelminthes; Cestoda; Cyclophyllidea; Hymenolepididae. The record is from the annotation of a GenBank genome assembly.
AUGCCUCCACUUUCGGGAAAACUUCACCACGACAUGCGACAGUCGAGCUUGCCUCAGUCGAAUGCAAAUUCGAUUACUGGGCACCACGCUCAAUCAGGAUGGCGUGUGUCCAAUCCACUCGAAUUCCAAUUGGGCCAUGGAGUGAAGGACGAUGCUAACUCUACUCCAAGUUGUCGUGUGAAUUUGCCUCCUCCACCAUCUCGAUCAUGUUGUUGUGGUCAUUACCUGUUUAAUGUUCUCGAACUUUUCAUUCUCUCCUCACCUCUUGCCUUCUUCUCUUCGCCAGCAUGGUACAGAUGUGAGCCGCCUCAAUAUCUGUCUCCAUCGCCAUUUCCUCCUGGUGCUCAUUCGAACGGAGGCGUGAUGGGCAGACCAGAUUGUGGUUUAUGGAAGCCAAUGGAAUAUUCUUGUAGUUGGAAGAAUCGUGAGCCAUCUGCACUGAGCUCUCUAUUAUUCAACACCACCUUCGAAGAACCUGCUUGUUCGAAAUUCGACACUUUCAACACGGUGUCACAGCACGUGUCCCAGACUGUUUUUGAAGAACAAGAUGCACCAUUGGAUUUGAGUAUUCACUCAAAUCAGACCACCAAUAGUGGUGCUAAUCAACGCCACUUUCUACCUUCAGCUAAUGCUCCACUUUAUUCCCCAAGUAAACGAUUGUCAAAAUACAUCAAUUAA